Molecule: messenger RNA, 7900 nt
Organism: Plasmodium vivax (malaria parasite P. vivax)
Lineage: Eukaryota; Apicomplexa; Aconoidasida; Haemosporida; Plasmodiidae
Exons: 4
Coding region: 38-7900 (2620 amino acids)
Source: RefSeq, a predicted model, not a curated record
CCCGCUUUUUAAAAAAAAUGGCCACAAAUCCACCAAAAUGAACAGCAGCAAAAUUAACGGGAGCGUGCCGCGGAAAGACAAUAACGUGAAAGAUGAGUGGAGUGCAUACGAAAAUUAUGGUGCUGGACAUGGGAAGAAUAACCAUGUCUGUGUGCACAUCCACAAUAACGUACACAUUUUUUACAACGCUGGCGAUGAUUUAUGUAGCAUCGAUAGGGUUAUAAAGGCGUCUAGCAAUAAUGUAAUAGACUUGGGCAUAUUUCAGAGUCAGAAAAGGGAUGUGCAAGACAUCGGACGAGUGAAGAACAGCUUCCACUUAAACAAGCCAAACGAGUUACACAGAGACAGUGGGUUACUUGCGUGGGAGAGUUGGUUCGACACUGGUGACGCAAAUGUUCACGGCUGGGGCGGAGCGGGUUGCAUUAGUGAUGCGGCUCAGAGGUACUUUACCACGUCCAGUUGCAACAAAAGUGCUGUUAACUGCAGCCACAGCUGCUCCCCACGGAAUGACACCAGCAUCUCCAGUCAUGUCAACCCAAGCAGUAGACACGAAUUCGCCUCUGCUCAGCAAAACGUGCCAUCUAACAAAAGUAUGUCAGAAGGCUUUAGCGCCUCAAGGCAUAAUCACAACAAGCAGUAUUUCGAAAAAGAGCACUUCACUAAGCAACUCAAUUUUUACGAUAAUGACUCGAAUGGGAAGAGCGCAAAGCUGACGGGAAAACACCGUCAGUUCAGCAACAACCACGAUGGGAGCAGAAUUUCCGUUUUGAAAACGAAAGACACAGGUGAAGUAAAUCUGCAAAGUCUACAUGCGGGUGGACCACACGAGGGGGGGAAGCAUACACAAAUUGUUAACAUUCCUCAUGGCAACCAUCGCCACCAUAGAAGUGACUGUGCAGUGGGGGAAUUGCAAAAUGGGAAGAGCGAGUUAAGUUAUAACAGCGCUAUAGACGCUUUCAUGAGCGGAGAAUAUGUCACUUGUGAAAACUUCCGUUGCGACGCGGAUGGUUUGGGAGAGCAUUCCAACAUAGGGGUGGUUGACAGUGCAUAUAAUUUUUCGGACACUACGGAGAGGUCCAGCACCUUCGGAAAAAGGGAAUUUACACAGGGAAGCUCGGCAAAUAGUGCUGCCACAAAGCGAGACUUUCCUAGCAGUGGCGACUUGGAUAAGCGCAGGAGACCACACGAGCAGGGGGAAAUAUUUUCUCCACGGAAAUGGAGCGAGGUGGUAAUUGGCCCAACUGGUAAUCCCCCCGAAGGAAAUGACAGAUGGGAAAAAAUAGAGAAAUGGGAAUUUCAAAAAAACAGCAUGCACAGAGAUACAAAUGAGGGAGAAAAAAUGCCGCACUUUGAUGAACAGCUAAUAAAAAAGGCGAACUUGCCCGGUACUCACUAUGACCAUAUUCCUGGGGAGGAAAAAAAAAAAAAAAAUUGGCUAGACAGCGAAAAUGGGUCUUACAAGCUAAACGGUGGAAGGAAAGGGGAGAAUGGGCCUACGCAGGGCAUCAAACUAACGGAGAAGAGCACCACCGCAGGGGGGGUUGACGAGAAUUUAAUUUGUAAUUGGGCGCUCGACACGUUUGAAGAUGACAAUUUAAGUUAUGGCCGUGUGUGCAAAUUUGAUGAUAGUCAAAAUUGCCUGAACGGGUCAGGCGAAAGUUUCUACACAAAUCGCCUGAACGGGUCAGAAGAAAGUUUCUACACAAGUCGCCUGAACAGGUCAAGCGAUGUCCGUCCCACGGGUGACCCUCAAGGAAGCGGAAACAUCGGGAGCUACUACAUGGAAAACAAAACCCGCAGUAUCCACAGCGAGGAGUGCCAAAAGGGGCAUCCCGCAAACGGUGGAAUUGACAAUAAUUGCAAUAAAGUGUUACCUGGAAGGGGCGAGGAAUAUUUUCACGUCGAGCGAAAUGGAUGGAAGGAAGACAGUUUUUACCUGAACAGUCAUAAUUUUGAGCACAUUUUUAACCAAAGUGCAAAUCAGCAAAGUCCACGUAGCUGCUACGAAAAAGACUUGCACAGUGACGGUUGGCCGAAAAGUCCAUUUUGCAAAAAUGACGAGGCGUACAAUGAGAACAAUUACAUACGCGAGGAAGAUACAUACGUUGAAAAUAAAAAAAAAUACAUUUGUGAGGAAAAAAAAAACAACGCAAAAAUGGACAUGUUAAAAAAAGUAACGACAUACGACCAAGUGUCAUCAUCAAAUCGCGUUUUCACAGAUGCCUACAUCAAUAAACAAAUAAAUGCAAUUUUUGGAGAUUGCAAAAAAGACGGUGAUUUAAGUGAAGAUAAUAUUGCACAAUUAGUUCAUGGCACUUUUGUGAGGGGGACAAAUUUCCUAUUUCGAAAAAGUAUUGACAUGGAAAUUGAGAAAAAGGAACAUAUGAAAUAUAACCCCACCACGCUUUUGCCAAAAAAUCAAUUUUUAAAAAAUAAUUUUAACCAUGAAAGUUACGACCAUUCGCAAAAAUUAAAUGGCCACAAUAACAACAUAUUGACGUUUAACGUUGCGCAAUACUUCUUGGAGGAUAACCAUCACGAAAAUUUUUCGUGCAAAAGCAUUCACGUUGGGUCAUAUGAAAGUAGGAAGUUUACCAACGCCACUACCAUCUCAGGACAGGGGCAGGGAAAUGACUUGCAAGAAUUUUUUCACUUUUGUGAUCAAAGCCAAGUUGGAAGUGAACCGAGAGAACGCCAAUUACAUGACUUGCUCGAAAUUUACGACAGAAACAAUUACACCAUUCCAGUUGAGGAAGCAACACAGGACGAAUUUCUGGAAAUCCACGAUACCAUUAAUGGCACAGGGAGGAAAGAAACUAGCAACAUGAAGGAUGAAUUUCGUGAGAUCCAUCACAAGGGGGAAGAUUCAGUUUUACACGUCGAAGAUGAAUUUCGUGAGAUCUAUCACCAGGGGGGAAAUUCUACCUUGCAGGUCGAAGAUGAAUUUCUGCACAUUCGUGAGAAAUUGCAAAGCAGUGGAGCUGGCCCCCAGGAGGACGAGUUUUUAGACAUAUACGACAAAAUUGUUAGCGCGAAGAGUGCGCAGGUUGGUGAAUCUUUGGAGAUCGGUGGCGGGGGGGAGAGGCAGUGGCAGCAGCAGCAGCAGCGGCAGCCUGAGGGUUGGGGAGAGCAAGUGGUCGGCAACGCUGAGAGGGAGUGCUUGGAAAAGGAAGACCGCAAUGGAGGUGUGCAAAGUGGGCAAAUCGGGCGAAGUGAACAAAUUGGGCAAACUGCUCAAAAUGGACAUAGCAACCAGUGCGACCAACUGCGCCAGAGCCGGGGAAGCCACUUUACGCCCAGCCACAAUGCGAGGAAAAAGUUUAAGCAAAGUGAACCCCCCGAUCUGUUGGAAGAUCCCCCCCAGGGAAAUAACAGCUCCGUGAGCGAGAGACCCAAAAGUUUCUCUUCAUUCACGUAUGCUUCUGGGAAGGAAGUGAACAUAAAUAAGGAUGUGCUAAACGAAAUGAGGAAAAAACUGUUCGGCGAUGACGAUGAGGGAGAAGGGUGCAUUACCAGGGAGGCAAUUCCGACCGAGGGAAGCACCCAAGUCAGACCUAGUAGCAGUCACAAUUACCCAUUUAGGAGCGUGCAGUUGCCCAGUGAAAGUGCCCCCCCGAGCAGUGGCAAGGAGCACAAGUCGUUCACGUACGCCUCUGGGAAGGAAGUGAGCAUAAACAGGGACGUGCUGAAUCGGAUGCGGGAGACGCUAUUCGGGGAUGACCCCGACGUUGGCGAAAUUAGCGCUGUUAGCGGCGUUGGCGGUUUUAGCGGCGUUGGCGGCUUUAGCGCUGUUAGCGUCCUCAGCGGCAAUGCUAAUAAUAGUAGCAGCAACAGCCGUAACGGUGACGAUGCGGGCGCGAGGGAGCGGCCGCUCGGCUCCUUCGCGUACGCCUCCGGGAAGGAAGUGAACAUUAACAAGGACCUGCUAAGCCAAAUGAGAGACAAGCUGUUCGGGGACGACGAGCACCAUGAGGACGCCGCCGCCUCCCUAGACAACUUGAAAAAAAAAAAAAAACACGUGGAUCUCAUUUUCGGAAAUGGGGAUAAAACUGCACACAGAGAUGAGCCUCAGUUGGGGUAUGCCCCCCUCACGUUAGCACACCCAUCGGGGAGGGAAGAAGACAAAGGGGUGGAGGAGGCGGAGAGUAGGGGGUCCCACUUUAGCAACGCGAACAAGGUGAAUCUGCCUGAUGGGUCAGAGGAUGACAAGCAUGUUAUCGCAGAACAGAGGGGAAUCAAAGUGGAAGAGGAGGUUAAGAAGAACGAAGAGAGUGAGAAACUGUCUGUAUGCAGGGACCCCCAGUCGAAGGGCAUCAAAGUGGAGUGCUCUCAAAAGGGCAUUCCGCCAGGAUUGAGGGACCAAACAGGAGGAACCCUUCACGAAGGGGUACGCGUAAAGGAAGAGGAACUGUACGAAUCGGAGGGUUACAACGAAAUUACAAACACGGAGGUGAAUCUGUUGCACAGGGUAGAAUAUAAGGGCACCUCUGCAGAGGGUGGAAACGCUUCGAAGAGGAGAGUGGGCAGACAAAUGUUGAGGAGUGAUGUGAAGAGCAAAAAUAGUUUUGUUAACCCGAGGAAGCGUAAGUUAAGCGAAGAAGAGAGCGGGGCGCAGUGGACUCACGAAAGGGGAGAAGCUAACCACACGAAUGGGACAAAUAUCACUUCAACUGGUAAGCAAAACAAACAACUCGAUUUAAGCCUCAACUUGAGGGACCACUUGAAGCUGAUAAGAGAUAUCUACACCCUUUUGGCGAAGAGGAAAAGGUUAAAAGGGAACAGACGAUUGACAAACACCCUCAUGUAUGUGAAUGAAAAUAAACGAGGGUGUACAUUUAACUGGUGCGAUAAUGACUACUUAUAUUUUCUAAAAAACGAACAGCUGAAUGAGUACUACACGGCUGACGUGACUGUCCUGUACGAGCUCUUCGUGCUGACCACGAAGCAGCUGAACAUUUUCCAUUCGUAUGAUUUUGCCUGGUUUUUGAAGAAGUUCAAGUUGGUAACCAUGGCGCUGGUGCGUAGGUACACGAAGGAGCUCCACAGGAGGUACAACCUGGUGCGGGAGGGGGUACACAGUGUUGAGGGGGCACACAAUGGUGAGGGGGAGGGGUCCCAUCCCUGUAGAAGUUACUUCCACGAAGGGAUAGCACAUUUCGGGGAGAUUCCCUCAGAUUGCAGGAGUGAGGAAAAGCGCGCCCUGAAGAGGGAACGCGGCAGCGUCGUUAAACCGCUUCUUAAGGAUGAGCGGCGUGAAGAGGGUUACACUACUCCCAUCGCAGAGGGGUGCACCUAUGGGGAGACACCGGGGGUAGGUCCCCGUGUGAAGAGUGAAUUUUUGAGUGGGGAUCUCCCAACCGGUUCGACCUUCCGAGGAGGUAUGCAUCACUGCGGGGUGAACAUAGGGAAUGGAGCGAUUGGGACGGUCCUCAGAGGAGGCGUGCCCAGAGGAGACGUGGCCGGGCUGCCGCCCCUGCGCGAAUUGGGACAAAUUGGGAGGCCCCCCCAGCGCACGCUCACCAUUCGAACCGUCGACGAGGUGGAGCCCCCCUCCCCAAUCGAGUUCAUGUUCAAACUGCUAAAGAGAUACGUAGAGGAGAGAAAAAACAAAAAGUCCAUCCUGCAGAUGAUGCAGGAUAACACCGUGUCGUACAGAGUCCCCGUAAAUCUGCGCGUGGAAAAAAUUAUAAAAAGAGAGGACAAUGAAUUUGUUUUCAUUUUGAGUGACAAUUUCGAGUACAUACACUGCACUGCGAAAGAUGCUUAUUUAAAAAAUCUAAUCAUGUCAAAUAGAAUAAAGCAAGGCAACGUGUUAAGGAUUAAUGCCCUAGAUUUAUACAAGACAGAGGAGCAAAACCAGAGUGAGGGCUGGAAUAAGCCCGCCAUGCUGUUUGCCCUUUCGAGCAACGACUUGAUCGAAAUAGACCAACAGAAUCAGCUACGAGUAGGGCUGACAAAAUAUAGGGCCAAAAGAAUUAAGCAUAUUGAGCACUGGGGGAACUCUUGCUUCUUUGUAGAUGUAAUAAUCAUCAGCAAGAGUGAUUUUUCCUACGGGUUCUAUGAUUCCGUAAAGAAGAGGUACUACCUCCUACACAGCAAUGUGUACGAGAAGAUUAUCUACAACUUGAGGCACGAAAUGAGCAAACUCCUGCAGGAGGAGAACUUUCAGGAGGAUGCUCGGUACACGAAAGUGAAGAACGACUUGAGCAUGUUCCUCGAGGCCACUUCCUUCUGCGCCGUGCAGGCCAUAGACUUCGCGGCCUGCGAGCGGAUAAGGGGCGCGGCCUCUCUGGAUGACAAGAUCGAGCACGUCAUCAACUCGCUGUGCCGGGUGAAGCUCGUCCGGAUGGACAUGGAGACGUACGAAGGCCUGCGGCGGGGCAGCCGCAUCCAGCUGUUCAACGUGUACGUGCAAAAGUCAAGCAGGAACAACAAAUUCAGUCAGGUGCUGGGCGAAGACAUUAUGGACGACUUCAUUUACGAGACGUUCCAGGGGGGCAGCAAAGCUAACCACAUGAAGAAGGCAAUCAAUUAUGACUCUUUUGAGUCCCACUUUUUUAAAAAGGAGAUGGAGGGAAGGAAUGGGGCUAAUGGAGGAAGCAACCCGGAUGAUCGCCCAGAUGGCCACCUAGAUGAUCGCCCAAACGACCAAUCGGAUGACUACCCAUAUGACCACCCAGAUGACCGCCCAUAUGACCUCCCGGAUAACUACCUGCAGAACCCAUUCAGCGGGUUCCUGGGGAGAGGCAAAAAGUACUCGCCCAUAGUCCUUCAAGCCACCCACGCCACGUACAUCAAUUUGGAUGACAAGUAUAGGAGCAAACUGUUCGAAGAGCUUAACGACGGGGUGGCCUUGCAGAGUACCGCACAAGGGAACCAAUCUGGAAGGAAAAGUCAAAUCAAAGUUAAGAGAGAGGAGCAGCAGGUCUGCUACCCGUCGUUUAUCUACACAAACGUUUUUAAAAUCCCCGUUUUGUCGAGGAUCCACAUGGCCCUUUUGAGAAACUACGCCAAGAUGAAUGCGAGCGGGAAAAGUUUCUACUACGAUUUGAUUCAGGGCAAUUUCUACACCCUCUCGGGGGUGAUAGUGCACUACACGGACGUCGAAAUGAAGGUAAACUGGGAUGAUCGGGUUGAGCGGGAUGAUCAGGAUGAGCAGAUUGAGCAGUAUGAAGUUGUCGACUACGCCUGCGCGGAAGACAAGAAGAACAUUUUGUUUUACAAAGUUUUUCUCCUGACGUCCAACGGAAACCUAUGCUGCGUAAACAUUUCAAUGAUUUCUCCCGACUCCUUAAUCUCGACGUACAGGAAAGACUUCGAGUGCAAGGAGAGAGAAAUGCUUAAAAAGAUGAUUCACGUCCAGCAUGUAGAGUCCAGCGGGGCUCAGAAGGGCGGACAGAAGAGGGGCCAAGCAGACAGCAGAAAUGCGGCUAACAAUAAUGGGAACCAUUUGUACAAUUACUUGUACAAGGUGGAGAGAAAGAACAAGGAGAGUGCCUCCAAGGAGGACGUGGCCAACAAAAAUGUGGACGUUUUUAUAUUUUUUAAAGAUGUGGAGUUUAUCAAUUAUGAUGAGAAGUACGACAUUUACAACUUCCGAUCGUACAACCACCCGCACUUUCACCCCCCGAGGCUGUACUCGAACGAGUUUGAGCACACAAAAAGGAGCAUAGCCGAGUUAAUCAGAGGGAAGUACAUCGAAUGUGAAAAGAACAGACUAGUCGUGAAACUAUCCACCAGCUGGAAAAUAAAAAUCGAAAAAGACAAUCUGCCCUGCAUGCAUUUCUUUUAUUUGCUUAUUUACUCAAAAUCGAAAUCCAUUGAAUUGACUGGAGUUCGUCUUAAGAACAAUUACUUGUCCGCCUUCUUGAAGAACAUGUGGACUGUGUUUGUAAAGUAA